Penicillium griseofulvum is the source of this 1566-nucleotide messenger RNA. RefSeq names its product cystathionine beta-synthase CYS4. The record is from RefSeq and is a predicted model, not a curated record. Bases 1 to 1566 code for a protein of 521 amino acids. NCBI's taxonomy places the organism in Eukaryota, Fungi, Ascomycota, Eurotiomycetes, Eurotiales, Aspergillaceae. The transcript is spliced from 4 exons. Gene Ontology annotation, molecular function: cystathionine beta-synthase activity; cysteine synthase activity. Gene Ontology annotation, cellular component: cytoplasm.
AUGGCUUCUAUCACAACUCCCGGCAAUCCGCCGGUUACUUUGGAUACUAUUACCCAGCAGAUUGGUAACACACCCCUUGUGCGAUUGAAUCGUCUGCCCCGCACCCUGGGAAUCGAUGCCACUGUCUACGCCAAAUUGGAGUACUUCAAUGCCGGUGGCAGUGUCAAGGAUCGCAUUGCCCUUCGCAUGAUUGAAGAAGCUGAGCGAUCUGGUCGCAUCAAGCCUGGUGAUACUCUCAUCGAGCCCACCAGUGGCAACACUGGUAUUGGUCUGGCACUGGUUGGUGCUGUCAAGGGCUACAAAACCAUCAUAACUCUCCCAGAGAAGAUGUCCGCCGAGAAAGUCUCAGUUCUGCGUGCCUUGAACGCAACUAUCAUCAGAACCCCCAAUGAAGCUGCCUUUGACUCGCCCGAGUCCCAUAUCGGCGUGGCCCGACGCCUGGAGAAGGAAUUGCCUAACGCUCACAUCUUGGAUCAGUAUGAGAACCCCAACAAUCCGUUGGCACACGAGCUUGGCACUGCCGAGGAGAUCUGGACUCAGACCAAUGGCAAGAUCAGUGCUAUUGUCGCCGGUGCUGGAACCGGUGGUACGAUCACCGGUCUAGCCCGUGGCCUGCGGAAGCACAACCCCGAUAUCAACGUUAUCGCCGCUGAUCCCUUUGGUUCUAUUCUCGCUCUACCUUCCUCCCUCAACGAAGCUCGUGCCAAUGAGCCUUACAAGGUCGAGGGUAUUGGGUAUGAUUUCAUCCCCGAGGUUUUGGACCAAGAUGCCGUGACCCAGUGGAUCAAGACCGAAGAUAAGGAGUCUUUCAAGUACUCCCGACGUCUGAUCGCCGAGGAGGGUCUGCUAGUCGGCGGUAGUAGUGGCAGUGCCAUUGCUGCUCUGGUCAAGGCUAACGAGGCCAAGAAGUUCUCUAAGGACGAUGUCGUUGUUGUGAUUCUUCCCGACAGCAUCAGAAGUUACCUCUCUAAGUUCGCCGAUGACGACUGGCUCGCAGCUAACGAUCUGCUCCCAUCGCUCCCCGCCGUUGCAUCGACCACUCAAACCCAGGAGCCCGAGUCUAACCCUCUGGCCAAUGCCAAGGUUAGCGCCUUGCGCUUGAAGCCCAUCACCACCGUGACAGCCAACUCCCCUUGUGAGACUGCUAUCGAGGUUAUGCGCGACCGAGGUUUCGACCAGCUUCCUGUCCUUGCCCCCUCUGGGCGCAAGCUCGUCGGUCUCGUUACGCUAGGCAAUGUUCUGAGCCGACUGACGCACGGCCGGGCCUCCGGCCAGAGCCCCGUUUCCGAUGUCAUGUUUGACUUCUCUAAGAUCUCCGAGGUGGUCACCGACCCCCGUGAUCUCUCCAAGGGAAUGGACUCCCUCAAGCCCCAGACCCGGAGUCGCAGCUUCAUUGAGAUCACUAUGGAUACCCCUCUCAGUGUCCUGAACCGCUUCUUCGAGUGGAACAGUGCUGCGGUCGUGACCGAGAAGGACGCAAGUGGUGCGAUGAAGCCAUUGGCCAUCGCUACCAAGGUCGAUCUGCUCACUUGGAUGCUACACCAGUCCAAGGCGAACAAGGCCUAA